AUGGCGACCGAUCUCAACGCCGAAGCUAUUGAAUCAUGGGACGCCAACGCCACCUUCUGGGAUGCGAGGAUGGGUACAACGGGCAAUAAAUGGUACCAGAAACUCGAGGUACCCGUUCUUGAAAAGUUGGCCCGCGUAAGCCCGGGGACUUACGCCCUGGAUCUCGCGACCGGUAACGGAUUGGUCGCUCGAUGGUUGGCCAAACAGGGCGCCCAUGUGCUCGCGACGGAUGUGAGCCCGAAAAUGAUCGAAAUCGCAGCAGGAUACCAGUCCAGUACUGGGGACAGUUAUCCCGAAAUCACGUAUAAAUUGCUGGACUUGACGAACCCUGAUCCUGUGGCAUGGAAAGAUGUGCUCUCUGCUGCGGAGAAGGUAGAGAAAGAUAUCUCAAUUUCCAUCGGUGGCUUUGAAAUUGUUACGAUGAAUAUGGCCGCUAUGGACAUAUCAACGCUAGACCCGUUGGCCAAAAUGUUGUCAACCUUGCUUCGUCCUGGGGGGAGAUUCGUUGUCAACACCCUCCACCCCAUUUUCCACACCAGCGCCGGUUCGCGCAAGAUCGAACUACAAAUCAACAAAGACAAUGGGUACACCGAACCAGUCUACUCAUUCAGCUUGACGCAUUACAUGAGUAAACCGCCGGCAUUCGGGGUAGCGAUUGAAGGACAGCCUCAACUACAGGUGGGCAUCGCCCUUUCGCCAGAGCUUAUAUUAGCAGCAUAUUAG
Molecule: messenger RNA, 723 nt
Organism: Aspergillus tanneri
Lineage: Eukaryota; Fungi; Ascomycota; Eurotiomycetes; Eurotiales; Aspergillaceae
Product: class I SAM-dependent methyltransferase
Exons: 3
Coding region: 1-723 (240 amino acids)
Source: RefSeq, a predicted model, not a curated record